AUGCCGCGCGAAGACCUGUCUCGGCCCCCCCUGGAGCUGCCGUCAUUGUCAUUGGCCUGCCAGGAGGAUGCGGCUCAGAUCCUUACAGAUCCAGGUCCUCGGUUCGCGAUGGCAUCAGGAGCCUAUGAGAAGUCGUCCACCAUGUUCCUUUCGAGAAAGACCCUCGCGCUCAUCGCCUCCGCCACCCUCGUUGCAGGACACGGCUACGUCACCAACGGUACCAUCGGAGGAUCGGAUUAUGAAUUUUACCAGCCAUACCAAGACCCUUACAAGUCCCCCGUUCCUGACAGGGUCUCCCGAAAGAUCACCGGCAAUGGCCCAGUGGAGGACGUCACUUCUUCUGACAUCCAGUGCGGUGCCGACACCGCCCCGGCUGCCCUUGUCGCUGAGGCCGCAGCUGGCUCCGACGUUGAGCUUUACUGGACUUUGUGGCCUGAGUCCCACGUCGGCCCUACCAUCACUUACAUGGCAAAGUGCGACAACGAUGACUGCACGACCUACACGCCCGGAACCGACGCUGUUUGGUUCAAGGUCCAGGAAUCCGGCCGGGAGGGUACCUCCGACACCUGGGGAGCUACCCCUCUCAUGACCGCUGGUGGCAGCGUCACCUACACCAUCCCCGAGUGUAUCGAGCCUGGCAGCUAUCUGGUCCGCCACGAGAUCAUUGCUCUCCACUCGGCCUACAGCUACCCUGGUGCCCAGUUCUACCCCGGCUGCCACCAGAUCAAGGUCACCGGCGGUGGCUCGACCACCCCCUCUGACCUUGUGGCUUUCCCCGGAGCCUACAAGGGAGCCGACGCUGGUAUCACCUACGAUGCCUACAAGGCCACCGAGUACACGAUCCCCGGACCUGCCCUGUUCUCUUGCUCCGGCUCCAGCUCCAGCGGUUCGUCUUCGGGCUCGUCUUCGGGCUCGUCUUCUGCCGCCUCCUCCGCCGCCACCACCCUGGCUACCGUGACAAAGGCUUCCUCCACAGCUUCCAGCACCUCCGUUUCUGCUGCCGCAGCGGUCGUGACCUCCAGUGCCGAUGAGGGCGACGACGGCUGUGACGUUCCUGCCACCACCACCACCGCCACCAGCAGCUCUGUCCCCGCCAACGUUGCUGCUGCCGCCACCUCUGACGCAUCUGCCUCCGACGACGACGCUUGCGACGCCGAGGAGACCAUCACCGCCACCAUCACUGCCAGCUCUCCUGCGGAGACUGGUGCUGCUGAUGAGUGCCCCGCCGAUGAGGAUGAGAGUGCUGAUGACGGCGCUGCUGACGAGGGUGACGAUGAGUGUGACGCUUAA
Messenger RNA from Diaporthe amygdali, 1290 nucleotides. RefSeq lists its product as uncharacterized. The record is from RefSeq and is a predicted model, not a curated record. NCBI's taxonomy places the organism in Eukaryota, Fungi, Ascomycota, Sordariomycetes, Diaporthales, Diaporthaceae. The coding region runs from base 1 to 1290 and encodes 429 amino acids. The transcript is spliced from 5 exons.